Messenger RNA from Aspergillus costaricaensis CBS 115574, 915 nucleotides. Its product is annotated as Bromodomain associated domain protein. The coding region runs from base 23 to 670 and encodes 215 amino acids. Gene Ontology annotation, molecular function: protein heterodimerization activity. The transcript has a single exon. The record is from RefSeq and is a predicted model, not a curated record. Lineage: Eukaryota; Fungi; Ascomycota; Eurotiomycetes; Eurotiales; Aspergillaceae.
CAUCUACAACCCCUACGCCAACAUGUCUGGCUCCAAUCUACACAACGCUCUUCUCCGCCCGCCAAUAAUCCAGAUCCUGCGCGCAGCAGGCUUUCAUGCGACGCGACCGUCCGUUUUAGACACCCUCGCUGACCUUACCGCUCAAUACAUCAUGAUCCUUGCUUCAUCUACGACUGCCCAUGCUGCAAACGCUCAUCCACAUGACCCUGUUCCGGUCCUCGAAGAUAUCUACCAAGCGCUGCAAGACGCAGGCGCGCUACGACCCCAGCUGCGAGAAUGGGAGGAGGACUGGCAGGGAGAAGAAGAUAUGCGAGGCUUGGAAGGCUUUCUGUCGUGGUUCACUGGGCCGGCCAACCGGGAGAUUCGACGGAUUGCUGGAUUUGUGCCUAGUGAGGGCGACAUGGUCGAUGCGGACGCUCUCGAGAAAGAAGACUUUUUGACGGCAUUGAAGAAGAAACACAGCAAAACAGGCGAAGAGUCGAGAUAUGCGGGAACUGUACUUGGCAAGAGUGCCGACGAGCAUCCUAUUAUCAUCGAGGGUGGCGCGCCCAGUCUCCAAGACUGGGGUUCACAGAUGCGGUCGCGGGCGCCGUACAUGGCUGACAGCGAUUCGUCUGGUGUCAGUAGUGCGCCGAGCAACUUGUCCGAUGGGGAAGGCAUGGAUGUGUGAUGAAACAGCAGACAGGUCGUUUGAAAGCGAGACCACUUCACAAUACACUGCAACCAGGCUGUCGGUCGUCUGCAGCCCGACAAGCCAGACUCAAGACGCCUAGCUGCAACACAACGCCUACACCGUAUCUGGCAUUGGGACAGCUGGCCGGCCCAGCUUGAUCACAAUGACCAGCAGAUCGUCCACCAGCUUGGGAGUAUCAGCAUAUCACUUGCUAUUACUACAGACGGGUUGUCACAAUUCAG